Messenger RNA from Chanos chanos (milkfish), 1461 nucleotides. It is a transcript of the gene hyal6, whose product is annotated as hyaluronoglucosaminidase 6. Lineage: Eukaryota; Metazoa; Chordata; Actinopteri; Gonorynchiformes; Chanidae. Gene Ontology annotation, molecular function: hyalurononglucosaminidase activity. Bases 1 to 1461 code for a protein of 486 amino acids. The record is from RefSeq and is a predicted model, not a curated record. Gene Ontology annotation, cellular component: cytoplasmic vesicle. The transcript is spliced from 4 exons. Gene Ontology annotation, biological process: hyaluronan catabolic process; carbohydrate metabolic process.
AUGGUGCUGAUUUGCUGGCUGGCUGUGACUCUUUGGGGUUGUGUGGCUGUUAGGGGUGACCAGUUGAAGCAAGCCCGCACCCCUCUACUGCCACAUCGGCCAUUUGUGGUGGUGUGGAAUGCACCGACAGAAUCCUGCCGCCUUCGCUUCAAGGUGGACUUGGAUCUGAGUGUCUUUGACAUCGUGGCUAACCAUAAUGAGACAUUGAGUGGCCCAAAUGUCACCAUUUUCUACCACAGUCACCUUGGAUACUAUCCCUACUACACCGGUUCUGGAAUACCCAUCAAUGGUGGCCUGCCACAGAAUCAGAGCCUCAGCAAACAUCUGAGCAAAGCCAGGGCGGACAUUGACAAACUCAUUCCCUUCAAGGACUUCCGCGGCCUGGGCGUCAUUGACUGGGAGAACUGGAGGCCUCAGUGGGUGCGCAACUGGGGUUCCAAAGACAUCUACCGAAAUAAGUCCAAAGAGCUCAUAAGGAAGACUCAUCCUGGUUGGCCUCAGAGUAAAGUUGAACAUGAGGCUAAGGAGCUUUUUGAGAGGGCAGGACAGGAUUUCAUGAACUCCACCCUGUUACUGGCCGAAGGGCGUAGGCCAAAUGGUCUAUGGGGCUUUUACCUGUACCCAGAUUGUUACAACUAUGGCUACAAGCAACAUCCACAGCACUACACUGGGGAGUGUCCCAAUGUGGAGCAUGUUCGAAAUGACCACUUGAUGUGGCUUUGGAAAGAGAGCACAGCACUCUAUCCAUCUAUCUAUCUUGACUAUGAGCUCCAGUCCACUCCCAACACUGUUAAAUUUGUGCACUAUCGUGUGAAGGAGGCCAUGCGCAUUGCCUCAAUAGCAAGAAAUGACUUCACGCUUCCAGUAUUUGUCUACUCAAGGCCUUUCUAUGCUUACACAUUUGUAGUCCUCUCUGAGAGUGACUUGAUACACACCAUUGGGGAGAGUGCAGCACUGGGAGCAGCAGGAGUCGUACUGUGGGGUUCUUCCGAAUAUGCCCGAUCUCAGCGGAACUGUCUAGCGGUGAAGAAGUACAUCGAUGGGCCCCUGGGUCACUACGUCAUGAAUGUGACCUCUGCGGCUAAGCUGUGCAGCAAAGCUUUGUGCAAAAAAAAUGGCAAAUGUGUCCGAAAGAGCCUGGACUCUGGGGCUUAUCUGCACCUUAACCCGCGAUUCUUCAACAUCAGACGUAGCCUGGGUCCUCAAGGGCCCCGGUUCCACGUCAGCGGGCACCUCAACUACCACGACAUUCUGGACAUGAAGCACAAGUUCACCUGUCAGUGUUAUCAGGGCUGGACAGGCAUCUACUGCGAGAUGCCACAGGUGCCACGCCCACCACCCUUCCACCCCAGGGACAGCUUCCUUGGGGAGUUGCUGGCAGUUCUGUCCCUACACUUUUCCUGCCUCUCUGUGAUCAUGUUUCUGGGCCUGUGCCUCAUCAUUAAGUGUUUGAUAUUGUAG